AUGAAGCCCGAUUGGGACAAGCUGAUGAAAGAGUUCGAAGGCUCUUCCUCCGUUCUGGUGGCCGAUGUGGAUUGCACGGCCGGGGGCCAGGGCAAGUGUCAAGAGGUGGGUGUGAGAGGAUACCCCACCAUCAAAUAUGGCGAUCCUAAUGAUCUGCAGGACUACAAUGGAGGUCGUUCCUUCGCAGAACUGCAGAAGUUCGCGCAGAGCUUGGGGCCCACAUGUGGCCCGGCCAACCUCGAUCUCUGUGACAACAAGAAGAAGAAAUUGAUUGACGAGUAUAUGGCUCUUGACUCAACGAAACGUGAGAGCAUGAUCAAAGAGAAGGAAGCAGAGAUUGAGAAGCUCGAGGCCGACUUCAAGACUUUUGUGGAGGGUCUGCAGAAGAAGUAUCAGGAAAGCAGCGACAAGAAAGACAAGGAUGUGGAAGCGGUGAAGAACUCCGGUUUGGGCCUUCUGAAGGCAGUGAAUGCCUUCCAGAAGAAAGCCAAGGGAGAGCUUUAA
Cladocopium goreaui is the source of this 504-nucleotide messenger RNA. The record is from the annotation of a GenBank genome assembly. NCBI's taxonomy places the organism in Eukaryota, Dinophyceae, Suessiales, Symbiodiniaceae.